AUGCCUGAGACACAUCCCACUAGUAUUUGCCUUCAGCUACUCGAACGAGCCGUUUUCCUUCUUUGCAAGCUCCAGGAGUCCGUUGGUAUUGAGUCGAGCAGCCUUCGUAAAUUCACUGCUGGGACUAUCAAUGGCGACGAGAAAAGCAUGGAGGAGACGAUUGAUAUAUGCUUCGCUACCAAGAUCGUAUUCAGCGGCGAGCUGUCCGUCGAGAGGAUUGGCAAGCAGUUCGGUGAUGAUAAAGCUCUCUUUAUGCGCAACAUGAUAUUUGGGGACGCUUCAUUGUUGAAGACAGUGGUGGAGAUGCGGAAGCAUUGCUAUGACUCGAAGCCCGUGCCGCUACUGCCGAUAGAACUUCGGUAUGCUACUGCUACCGUUUAUUUGGACUUUCUCGAAUGUUACGUCAAGAUGUUUGUCCAGAGAUACCUUUGA
Molecule: messenger RNA, 432 nt
Organism: Fusarium mangiferae
Lineage: Eukaryota; Fungi; Ascomycota; Sordariomycetes; Hypocreales; Nectriaceae
Exons: 1
Coding region: 1-432 (143 amino acids)
Source: RefSeq, a predicted model, not a curated record